UUUUGCCUUGUGCACAGGAAAGUAUUUGCACUCCUGCUAUUGUCAGCAAUGCUGCUCUUCUGUGGAGCUGGUGUUAAUACCAGGAGACACUAUGCACUUGGCUGAAGUGAUCCUUUAUUGGGCGUGACCAUUACAGUUUGACAUUAAAAAGACACAGCACCAACAUCAUGGACGAUGAUGAUAAUUCUCCUGCUCGGUUCACUGAUGACACAGCAGUGUCCAUUGUGUCUGUAAAAGGCCUGAAGGACAACUGGCAGAAGUGGUCUGAUAAUCACCAGGAGCACCAGAAGCAUAACCCCUUCAGUCACGACAGCAGAUCCAUGGCAGUGGUCCCUCAGAGGGGACAGGACGACUACGGGAGGCCCCUGCAAGGCUCGUUGACUGCACGGCGCGGGGAGGAUGCUCACACACACAUCAGCAGGGAGGUUGAGGAGCUGUGUGAAGUUAUAAAAAAGAUUGGGGAGCAGAGAUACAAAGACAUACGUGGCAGAGUGAUCACUGUAAAAUUUGGCAAGCUGUUUGAGCAUUACGUGACUAUCUCCAACAAACUGGUGGGGAUUCUUCUACGAGCCCGAAAGCAGAAGCUGGUUGACUUUGAGGGUGAAAUGCUGUGGCAAGGGAAGGAUGAUGAUGCUGUGAUUACUCUUUUGCAAUGAUCAACAAUGUACGAUUUGUUGUAACCACAUGUAUAGGCUGGAUUGGGUAAUGUCAUUUAAGGUAGCAUAUGCUAAAAUUUUAUUCAGCAAAGCAACAUAACAUAUAAUGCAACGCAAAAUAUUGAUGUAUAUGAGACCAGUGGUACCCAACCACCGGUCCGGAGACCGGUACCGGUCCGUGACACAUUUACUACCAGGCCACAGAGAAACUUUAAAUCAUUUAUAAAUGACUGCAUUUUACCUGACUUAACUCUCACCUGUCCCACUAGACACACCAAUAAGCUUGUUUAUAGAUGUACAAUAACACUCCUCAUAGUAAGUUGCCAUUUGUAAUAUUUUUUUAUAGCUUUGUGACAUGAUACAAUGCACAUUAAUGAACAUAUAACUUAUACAUGUGACAGAUUGUAGCCAAAGGCUGAUUUCCAUCUACAUUUCUUUGCAAAGAAACAAGCCCAGGGCUCCCACCAAUUCAACGUUAAAAGUGAGUUGUAUUUUUCAUGCACUUAUUUUUGCUGUAUUUAUCUGGCACAAGUGGAAAGCCGGUCCCUGAAAAUAAUGCCAACACUAAACCGGUCCGUGGUGCAAAAAAUGUUGGGGACCACUGCAUUGGACGAUACCAACCCUGCUUUAUAUAUUGUGGAAGCAGUGAAGAGCCAAUUGUUAUUUGCCAUGCAUGUGUUCCUUAUGUUUUGGCAAUGAUGUGGUUGAGUAAACAUUUUAUUUUAUAUAAAGUUGCAAAAAUGGUGCUGUAGGAUAGACUUCAUACAACUUACUUAAAAAACACAUUUUUAAAGAUGCUUUAUAACAACACAAUAUCUGCACUACGGGUUUGAUUGAUACACAUCCACAAUAUGACUGAAUAAAUAAAGCAAAGCAUAUUAAUGCUGUGUUUUUUUCAUGAUUGUGACCACAGGCAAUUAAGGAAUGACAAAUAGAAAGAGUGUGUUUAAUAUUUAAUUACAAAAAAGAAACCUUAUAUUAAUGUUUCUUAAAGUGCAUACAUUGACACAUAGAGCAGUGGUUCUCAAAUGGGGGUACGCGUAUCCCUGGGGGUACUUGAAGGUAUGCCAAGGGGUACGUGAGAUUUAAAAAAAAUAUUGUAAAAAUAGCAACAAUUAAAAAAUAUUUUAUAAAUAUAUUUUUUGAAUAGUACUUCAAUAAAAUAUGAAUGUAAAUUCAUAAACUGUGAAAAGAAAUGCAAUAUUCAGUGUUGACAGCUGGAUUAUUUGUGGACAUGUUCCAUAAAUAUUGAUGUUAAAGAUUUCUUUUUUUGUGAAGAAAUGUUUAGAAUUAAGUUCAUGAAUCCAGAUGGAUCUCUAUUACAAUCCCCAAAGAGGGCCCUUUAAGUUGAUGAUUACUUCUAUGUGUAGAAAUCUUUAUUUAUAAUUGAAUCACUUGUUUAUUUUUCAACAAGUUUUUAUUUAUUUUUAUAUCUUUUUUCCCAAAUAGUUCAAGAAAGACCACUACAAAUGAGCAAU
Molecule: messenger RNA, 2134 nt
Organism: Nerophis ophidion (straightnose pipefish)
Lineage: Eukaryota; Metazoa; Chordata; Actinopteri; Syngnathiformes; Syngnathidae
Product: actin-binding Rho-activating protein-like
Exons: 2
Coding region: 168-656 (162 amino acids)
Biological process (GO): positive regulation of Rho protein signal transduction
Molecular function (GO): actin binding
Source: RefSeq, a predicted model, not a curated record